Pyricularia grisea is the source of this 1323-nucleotide messenger RNA. RefSeq lists its product as uncharacterized. The record is from RefSeq and is a predicted model, not a curated record. The transcript is spliced from 4 exons. Bases 1 to 1323 code for a protein of 440 amino acids. Gene Ontology annotation, molecular function: heme binding; monooxygenase activity; oxidoreductase activity, acting on paired donors, with incorporation or reduction of molecular oxygen. Lineage: Eukaryota; Fungi; Ascomycota; Sordariomycetes; Magnaporthales; Pyriculariaceae.
AUGCCCAUUGUGCUAGCCAAUUUCAGCAGCAGCCAUGAUUUCCAUGAGCAUAUCCCUGGCUUUGAAGGAAUGGCCUCCGGUGUCAAAAACCAUAAGGUAUUAGUCGCUGUCACCCGCAGACCUUUAACUAAGGCGCUUACGAAAAUAAUCGAGCCGGUAGUCCAAGAAAGUAACCAUGCUCUCUUGACAAAUUUGGGCAAGACGAGUAGUACGUACAUAAUUCCGCACGAUGAACAAUGUUGUCUUUCUAAUUCAACGGACCUCGCUAAUGCUGCAGGGGCAGAAUGGAAAGCACUCAACUUGAAAGAAACCAUGAUGGACGUGAUUGCUCGUGUGUCGUCCCGCGUUUUCCUUGGCGAGGAUUUGUGCCGCAACGAAGAAUGGCUCCAUAUUACGAAGACAUAUGCAGUCGCCGUGUUCCGAGAGGCAUCAAAGAUGAACAUAGUACCAUGGGUGCUUCGGCCGCUGGUGCAUUGGUUUAUUCCAGGAGUUCAAGAGCUCAGGGACUAUAUGACCAAGGCUCGCAGUUUGAUUACACCACUCGUUGAGAAGCGGCGACAGUUAAAGGCUGAGGCGGCGGCACGCGGCGAGCCCGUUCCCCGGUUUGAUGACUGCAUCGAAUGGGCCGACGAAGAAACCAAUGGAGAGCUUUACGACCCUGUCCUCGUCCAGCUUGGCAUGUCCGUCGCCGCCAUCGACACCACUACCGACCUCUUAUCUCGCGUCGUCCUCGACUUGGCUAGCCGCCCCGAGCUCGUUGAAGAGCUCCGUGCCGAGGUCACCAGCGUCCUGCGCGCCGAUGGUUGGAAAAAAACGGCCCUGUACAACAUGAGGCUUAUGGAUAGCGCUAUUAAGGAGAGCCAGCGGCUUAAGCCCCUAAUGUCGGUUACAAUGCGUCGCUUGGUUAUGGCCCCGCUCAAGUUGUCCAACGGAGUUGAGUUUCGGCCCGGUGAUCGGCUCGAGGUCGACUCGUGGGGGAGUAUGUUGGACCCGGCAAUCCACGAAGACCCCAAAACGUAUGAUCCGCGGCGUUUCCUCCGGUGGCGCGAGACGCCUGGACUUGAGGCGCGGUCACACCUCGUCUCUACGUCGACCGAGCACAUGGCCUUUGGCUACGGCGAGCACGCCUGCCCCGGUCGCUUUUUCGCCGCCAACGAGAUCAAGAUUAUCAUUAGCCACUUGCUGCUCCAGUACGACUGGAAGCUUGCUCCCGGCACUGACACGAUGCCCGUCGCCCACGGCUUCGCCCUACAUUCAAAUGCCGCCACCCAGGUCCUGUUUCGCCGCCGUCCAAACCCCGAGUUUGAUAUUAGCUUGGUGUAA